Nothoprocta perdicaria is the source of this 4456-nucleotide messenger RNA. It is a transcript of the gene NR1D2, whose product is annotated as nuclear receptor subfamily 1 group D member 2. The record is from RefSeq and is a predicted model, not a curated record. Gene Ontology annotation, molecular function: zinc ion binding; RNA polymerase II cis-regulatory region sequence-specific DNA binding; nuclear receptor activity. NCBI's taxonomy places the organism in Eukaryota, Metazoa, Chordata, Aves, Tinamiformes, Tinamidae. Gene Ontology annotation, biological process: negative regulation of transcription by RNA polymerase II; cell differentiation; positive regulation of transcription by RNA polymerase II. Gene Ontology annotation, cellular component: nucleus.
CUCUUCGAGCUCGGCAUCCAGCCCAGCCUCAUGUCACAGCGAGAGCUCAGACAGCGGUUUCCAGUCCUCCUCUUCGCCUGUGCCGUCCUCUCCAAACAGCUCCUCCUCGGAAAGCAGCUGAGCAGUCGGGGCAGCGAGGGCUCCGAUGCGGCACCCAAGAGCGACCGGCUGGAGGAGCCUGUUAAAACGAACCAGUCAAGUGUUGCUGGUUUGACAAAGGGCCAUAAUGGAGUCACAAAGUUUAAUGGCAUGGUUCUUCUAUGCAAAGUCUGUGGAGAUGUCGCUUCAGGAUUUCAUUAUGGUGUUCACGCCUGUGAGGGCUGUAAGGGUUUUUUCAGAAGAAGCAUUCAGCAAAACAUCCAGUAUAAGAAGUGUUUGAAGAAUAACAACUGCUCUAUAAUGAGGAUGAACAGGAACAGAUGCCAGCAGUGCCGUUUCAAGAAGUGUCUCUCCGUUGGAAUGUCAAGAGACGCUGUUAGAUUUGGCCGCAUUCCUAAACGUGAGAAGCAAAGGAUGCUGAUUGAAAUGCAGAGUGCCAUGAAAACCAUGAUGAACAGUCAGUUCAGCAGCCACUUGCCCAAUGAAGCGUUGACAGAGCCUCAAGAUCAGGCACCUCAGGAAGAGCUUUCCUCCAAGCCCAAGCAAGAGCGAGAAAACAUCAAAAGCCCUUCUCCCCCACCCGGUUCUGACAUUGCGAAGGAAGAAGUGAUCGGGAUGGUCACCAGGGCCCACAAGGACACUUUCAUGUACAACCAAGAACAGCCUCAAAACCCGGUGGAGCCCAUGCAGCCCCAGAGCGGGGAGAGAGUCCCGAACAACCCRGAACAGUUCAUGUUGAGCAGCGAGUGCUGCCCUGCUGGGCUCGGCGGCCCCGCGUACGCUGAGAGCGAGCAGCCCCUGGGCGGACCGUACAAAGGGAGAAAUCCGCCGCACUAUCCCGGCGGGCACACCGGGGGCUUCGCAGGCGGCCACUGCGUCACCUUCAACAGCUACGCCCAGCGCGGCUGCGAGAGGAUCCCAGAGGGUGUCUUCUCCCCAAACAGGAGUGCCAGCUACUCUUGCAGCACUGCAGGAAGAUUGCAUCUGGUGUGUCCAAUGAGUAAGACUCCUUUUGUGGACCCAAACAAGUCUGGCCAUGAAGUCUGGGAAGAGUUUUCGCUGAGCUUCACCCCUGCAGUGAAGGAAGUGGUGGAGUUUGCCAAGCGCAUCCCGGGCUUCCGAGACCUCUCCCAGCACGAUCAGGUUAACCUGCUGAAGGCUGGCACCUUUGAGGUUUUAAUGGUACGAUUUGCAUCUUUAUUUGAUGCAAAGGAACGUACCGUCACCUUCCUCAGUGGAAAGAAGUACAGCGUGGAUGACUUGCAUUCAAUGGGAGCUGGUGAUCUGCUCAAUUCCAUGUUCGAAUUCAGUGAGAAACUAAAUGCCCUGCAACUUAGUGACGAGGAAAUGAGUUUGUUCACAGCAGUUGUUCUGGUAUCUGCUGAUCGAUCCGGAAUAGAAAAUGUCAAUUCCGUGGAGGCGCUUCAGGAGACACUAAUCCGCGCUUUAAGGACCUUAAUCAUGAAAAACCACCCAAAUGAAGCCUCUAUUUUCACAAAACUUCUUUUGAAGUUACCUGACUUGCGUUCCUUGAACAACAUGCACUCUGAAGAACUCCUGGCCUUCAAGGUUCACCCAUAGGCCUUUAGGUCUCACUCGUACCUGGACUUGCCUCGUGUUAAACUGUUUUGUGCUAAAAUAUGUAUUUAUACAAUUGUACCACUUGUUGGGGAAAGAGAGAGAGAGAGAGUUCACAGGCUGUGAGCACCCGAUAGCCGUUCCUAGCCUGGCAAUAACACUUCAGCAGGUGCUUUCAGCUAACGGCAGCGCCGCGUUCGGCGUCCUCGGCCAUGUCCACAUCCAGCUGUGCUGCAGCAGAGGAGCUCGCGAGGAGCCUGGGUCAGCGCUGGCUGUAUUUUCACUUGGAGAAAAAGAACCACCUCUGCCCUCUGAAGUACCUGGGUGCAGAGUAGCUGCGUAUGUGCACAUGGAACGGGGUGGGAACAAUGCUGUGUUAAUAGGAAGAUGGAAGAGCUGUUUUAAUUGGUCUUUAGCUUACCGAAUAGAUGUGCGUCUGUGUCUCUUAACUCAUGGUUAUUUCAUUAAACCCGGUGGAAUGAUUUCAGCCUACACCAACUCUUCACUGAGAGAGUGUGUGUGUGCGCRUGUGUGUUCAUGCCAUGUGUAUAUAGUAUAAAUAGCUACGUAAUGGGUGUUUAUGACUAUAUAAAGUACAGAGUUGUGUGUAUAUAUGUGUAUGUAUAUAAAUAGCUCUAUACAUAAAGUAUACAUAUAAUUUCUUCACAAUAUUUUAAACUGUGAAGGAAUUCAAACUUACAAAAAAAGGUGAUCUAUGGAAAGAACCAAAUAGAUGCACUUUGCGUAUUGCUGAACUAAUUAUCUGACCAUUUCUAAUUUUUAGGAGACAUCAAAUUUGCAUUAAUAUGCUGUGUUUGUUAAUUUAAAAAAUAGAGUGGCACCACAGGAGCAGAGUCAGAUUCAACUUUCAAAACAGCUCAUAGAGAAUCUGAAGUGGAAGUUGUUGUUCGUGAUAUCAGAUUGGUUGUUCACUGCCACUGAGAUUCUUACGUUAUCAUAAUGGAUAAAGAAGCACCAGAUGCUCUUUGGAAAUUUCAGCACAGCCAAGAAGAAACUACUAGAUGAAUAACAGCAUCUAUCAGAAAAAAAUACGGGAAAAAUGUAUCCAUGAUUGCAUUUGGGUGUAUGUGUGUGCCGUGACCAUUUAUUUCUUACAAUGCAUCACUUUGCUGCCUCAUUGCUACAUGAGAAUCUGACACAAAAAUGUGAGAUUCCCUAUGUCUCUUCACAAUUUGGACUUUGUGGUUUCCAUGCCUGUUCUUCUGGAGCUCUCCACUACUGUGUGUCCUGUGUGUCUGUGUGCAUGUGUGUGUAUGUGUAGAGAARGUUCACUGGAUGAUCUGGAUUUUUUAUUUAAAAAAAAAAAAAAAAAGACUAAACAAAUGGGACUUUUUUGUUUUGUUUAUGCCAGUAGCAAAUUACAAAGCAGAUCCUCAAGUUCUAAGAUUCUGCUGCUUUUUCAUCUAGGAAAACGAUUCUCUGUUUUUUUGUUUGUUUGUUUUGUUUUCUUCCUUUCCAUUUGUAGCAGGACCUGGCACCAGAAAAGACAGACUGAAAAAGCCAAAGCAGUUGUGCUCGAGCUAGUUAUGUUCGUUUUGCUAAUGCAGGAAGAUGAUGUUCGAUGAUGUUCCAUUACCCUGGUGUUAAGCUUUAGCUUUGCCUUAGAGGUAGCCCUCUAGCUCUUAGCGUCUGGUAACACUAAUGACUCUGUGGAGAAACGUCUCCAUUUGUUACUGCAUAUAAAUUUAUGCAGUAGUUAAGGCCACAAGCCACAAAGCUGCCCGACUGCAGACCUCCUGCUCGUGUUGUAGGAGUAAGUCUGGAGCAGCAGCACGUCAGUGAGAGUCCCCUGCCUGCGCCCAAGGUUGAGUAGCCGCAGUGCUGCCUGCAAGUGUCUGGAGAAGCCCCCCUGCAGCCUCCCCACAGCCCGGUCAUCUUCUGGCUGGGAGCCUUCCUGCUGGGAAGCAGUAAGGAGCAAUGCCCGCAGUGCAGGGAGCAGGAGGGGGCAGGGGGCAAGUGAAAGGGAGCUGGGGAAGAUGCAGCUCUGGCCUGGGCCAAGGAGCAGGAGAGCAGAGCCCUGCCCGUGCUUCUCAGCUGCUGCAGGGAGCCUUGUCCUCCUUGGAGCUACUUCAACCACCGGAUAACGGCCCCCAAAACCUACACUUCUGCUAUCUGAAUAUGUUACCAGGGCAUAUUGUCCUAACUCACGUUAGUGAUCUGUAUUCUGCCAGUAUUAGCUGUAUGAGAGCUUCACUGAAUUCUGCAUUGAACCAUUCAGGGUUGAGAAAGGGCACAGUCACAUGUUUUGUAUUACCUGAGAGCUGAGAUGUCUUCUUUGUAGACCCCAUUUCAAAUGUGGAAAGUAAACCUAAGCCUUGGUUCUUUGGGAAGAGGAGGAGAAGAGGCUUUUUGCAGAGGAUGCCACCCUACAACCGUGUUUUUUUUUUUAUUUUUUCCUUUUAAAAUUGUAUUAUUAAGCCUUUAGGAAUGUAUAACCAGGACUGAGUAAUUACUGCUUACUGAAUUUUAGUUAGAUUGACUAUGUAUGCCUAUAGAUAGAUACUCUAACUUGUGCAAUUUCAUUUGAAAUAAAUCUUCCUGUACAUAAUGAAAGAAACUCCUAUAUAACAAAGCCCCAAACAGAUUGACUGAACAAAAAAGGUUGAUUAAAGUAGUGUUUAAAAGUGACCCAUACACUAAAAACCCUAGCUGGACUUUUAAAAUCUAAACUCAUUGUAUUAGCCAUGUAUCGUGAGCUCUUCUUUUACUGUGUCACUGGUUAUACACUUGUUAAAUGCUGAGAUAAUAGACUUCUUGC